Stylophora pistillata is the source of this 945-nucleotide messenger RNA. RefSeq names its product sterile alpha motif domain-containing protein 9-like. NCBI's taxonomy places the organism in Eukaryota, Metazoa, Cnidaria, Anthozoa, Scleractinia, Pocilloporidae. Gene Ontology annotation, cellular component: cytoplasm. Gene Ontology annotation, molecular function: protein binding. The record is from RefSeq and is a predicted model, not a curated record.
UAUUGCGUCAGAAUCCAGUAAAAAUCCCUACUUGUCCUCAGUCUGAUUAUUUGCCUCAAGUGACACAGAAGUAGGAGCUUGUUUUCUUUCACGAAGACUGUGCAGCUCUAAUGCAAGUAUUACAUAAUGCAUAUUGAGAAAUUAAAGCUAUUCCUUCAUGGUUUGCCACCUGAUUGCCAAGGCAGCACUUUAAAAGGUUUUCUUGAAGGUGUUUCUGGCCUUUCUGAUGUCAUCACUAAAGUUAGCAUUCCCUCAGAAAAGACAUAUGCUUUUGUGACAGUAACCAGCACAGAGGUAGUGGACGUUUUGCUGAGAACUACUCUCUUGUACUGUGAUGGUAAUGGACAGCUCUAUCAAAUUAAAGCUUGCCAUUACAGAAAACCGCAAAACAAACCAAAGCAUCAAAGGGAUAGGUUACCAGACAAAUAUCAAGGACCUUUAACAGGUGGAGCUAAUUCUCAACCCGCUAAGUAUACACCGCCACAACAUGUUCAUCAACUGACUCCAGACUACAGCAUGUUAUCAAUUACAAAACCAAAGAGAAAAAAGAAGAAGCAAGAUGACUCAGUGGUCUGGUUUGGUUGUAUUGGCUCUACAGCAUCAAAGAGGAAAUGUAAAGGAAAAAAGAAGAAGAAAAAGUCAUCAAAACUGGAGCUUCUUAAAAGUGAGUCAUUUCAGUUUAGCAGCCCUUAUCCAGAUAGCAAGAGUACCAAUAACGACAUGGAAUCAAACAGUGAUGCACAGGCUGCCGAUCAGGAGUCACUAAACCAACAUGAAUCUGUACCUGCAAUGGUUCUGAAUCCCGGGAAAUGUUCGGUUACUAAGAGAUUAAGAACCUUUAAACUUAAAAUUGUUAUCCAGAAAUCCAGUUUGUCAGAGCAAGUGAAGCUGAAAUUUGAAACAGGUUUUCACGAGGUAGUCAUAGAAAAAAGAUUGAAUGAUUAG